Trichosporon asahii var. asahii CBS 2479 is the source of this 1893-nucleotide messenger RNA. RefSeq lists its product as uncharacterized. Lineage: Eukaryota; Fungi; Basidiomycota; Tremellomycetes; Trichosporonales; Trichosporonaceae. Bases 1 to 1893 code for a protein of 630 amino acids. The transcript is spliced from 2 exons. The record is from RefSeq and is a predicted model, not a curated record.
AUGAGAACGGCCUGGGACGCCUGGCCGACAUCGGACCUGGCGUCGUCCUACCCCCCGCGCGCGGCAACGAUCGGCCACCCGCUCACUCGCAGCAACACACGGCCUUCCUCGCCACCCCCACUACCAUCAGGUAUCGACCGGAGCUAUGCCCUCACUGCGCGUCUGGAGCGCAUGAACAGCCCUCCGCAGGCCGUCCUGCCCGUCGAGAUCAUUCGCAAGAUCAUCCAGGCAGCGCUCGUGCUACCGAAAGGCUAUCCAGACCGCAUCCCCCGAGUCGACGAACUGCCGACGCCGGCACCUUCCCCGAGCAUUCACGGCUCGUUCCCGACCGACCCCUUCCUCCCUACACGACGCUCUUCCGAUCUCGAUGACCGACCGACGUUCGCAGAGGGACACUGGGACCCUUCAUGGGACGAGUUCGGGGGACGUACAGCACGCAAGCUCGCAAAGGACCGGGACGACGCGCGGGUCCGUGUCGCCAAGACUGCACGCGCAAUGAUGCGCGUCUGUAGAACGUGGAAGCUCCUGGUUACACGAUAUUUGUACGCCGAGCCACAGCUCACCGGCGAGAACGUCGCACUUCUGGCGCACUCAGUCGUUACGGGCGACCGCAAGUGGAGCGACAUCAACCUACACCCGCACUCCGUGCCCGGUCGCUGGAUCACAACGCUGGACCUGAGCAGGCUAGAUCCUGGCGCUCUUUACCUUGGCGCAGAUGCUGCGGUUGUGACACAGGCUCUCGAGGCGCUGCUAGAGCUGACGCCGAGCGUUGUCCAUCUCCGCCUCCCACCCAGCGGCGUCUCGCUCACCGACCUCCGGCACAGUCCGUGCAUGCGCACAGUGCGCGCACUGGAGGGCGUGCAUCUCCGCAACUCGGCUGACGAGGAGGCUGCGAUUCGCCUACUCCGUGCGACGAAGGCACUCGAGGUGCUUGGUCUCGUCUGGGUUGGGAACCGGGCAGAGGAGGACGAGCAGCUCGACCUCGACGAGGAGGAGGAUGAGGCAGGACCACAGCUCUCGAUGGCCAAUCUGCACACUCUCACAUUCAAGAACGGCACGCCAGGACCACUGCUGUGCGCACUGACAUUGGCGAACUUGCCCCGUUUGACGCGCCUCGUGACAUCGCCCUACUCUCCUUCUCUGCUAGUUCAUAGCGACGACGCGAAGCGGGGCGGCGUACGCGCCUUCCAAGCUUGGCACGGGGACAAGAUCCGGAGUCUGACGUACGUCGCGGUUCCGGACUUCCCGCGCCGUGAUCUGCUCCCUCUUCCCGACACACUCUCCCUCCACCCAAACCUCGAGCACCUACACCUCGCGAUGCCGCAUCGGCUGCUGCACGACAGCGCCUCUCUGGCUCCGGCGCUGUUCAGCCGCCGUCUGUCCGUACUCUCCGUCCCGCGCUGGCCGCGUGUAACGCAAACAGACGCGAGUACAUCCCCUCACCACGCAGAGCCGCAAGAUGGGCGUCCCCAGGGCAACAACUUCCUGUUCUCGCUCGCCGAGUCGGGCCACAAGAAGGUCGAGAAAGUCGUUGUGGACGGGUUCACUUGGGUGCCCCCAUCUCUCGGCCGGUGGGCGGCCGACAGCGGCGACUGCGCCAUGAUGCGGCGCUGGGCGGCCUGGCUCUCUUCCCGCGGAAUCGAGUUGCUCGACCAGGACGGAGCUGGCAUACCAGCGUACGAGCGCGGCCGUGCUGAGCUCCGACGCCCGUCUGCUGGCGCUACGAGCGGACCGGUAAGAAGAGGAUCGGACGCAUACGCCCCCGCUGUCGUUCAGGUUGGCCGAGGGCGAGGCAAGGGCGCGAAAGGACGCCGUGUCAGUCUGGGGACGUACGGCCAGAGCGGGGGCAUGCCCGCGCGAACAAGGAGAGCAAUAGACGAGGACGGCGGCUAG